Molecule: messenger RNA, 5973 nt
Organism: Anguilla anguilla (European eel)
Lineage: Eukaryota; Metazoa; Chordata; Actinopteri; Anguilliformes; Anguillidae
Gene: rps6ka2
Product: ribosomal protein S6 kinase, polypeptide 2
Exons: 21
Coding region: 2476-4356 (626 amino acids)
Biological process (GO): protein phosphorylation; intracellular signal transduction
Molecular function (GO): ATP binding; magnesium ion binding; ribosomal protein S6 kinase activity
Source: RefSeq, a predicted model, not a curated record
UCCUUCACAAUUUGAACUGCUCAAGGUAUUAGGUCAAGGUUCUUAUGGAAAGGUGUUCUUGGUGAGGAAGAUCAAAGGUCCAGACACAGGGCAGCUCUAUGCCAUGAAAGUGUUGAAGAAAGCCACACUGAAAGAGUCGCUCUUUAGAACUGUCACUGGGCGGAUUCUCUCAACACCAUAUGUCAAGUGGUAACUGAAGUGGCUCAACUUCAGAAUAAGAAGCAACAGAGACUGUCUGCAGAAACAGGGAGUCACAGCUGGAGGAAUACAGGAAUCCCAUGGGAAUGUAGCUCCAGUGGUGGGGAUUGGUUGAGUGCAUUCUCCAGUCCUCAUCUGUUCACCUACUGCUCACUCACUCAAAUCAUUACGCAGUCACUUCCAUUGGGGGAGGUGUUUUCUGAACCGAGACUUGACAAAACGUCCAUUGAAUGUGCGAGCAGUUGCAUGUAUUAAUUUGUAAUGCUGUUUUGCUUUUGCACCUCAUUUCUCUUUUAACUGAAAUCUCUACAGUUCCACCACGGCACUGUCAAUGCAGGAAGACUGGGAGAGUAAGGAAAUGGCUUUAUUCAUAUAUCACUGUACAAAGGGAAAAAACAUCAAAGGGGGAUUUUCAGGACAGCCCUUGUUUUGGUUUGACAGCCAUCUGUACCCUGCUUUUAACCUGUUCUCUUUUUGUGACUCACAAAGGUUGUAAAAAUAUUUUCAUAUUUUCAAUCUGCACCGUAACAACAGUAUUAGAAUGAAAAGGCUGGUUUACACCAGGAAAAUACAAUUUUUUGACUGAAGUAUUCUUUUCUCCAGUCAGUUAUUAUUUUAUUAUCUUAUUUUGUUUUUUAAAUCUUGAUGGUAUCCCCAAAUUUGCUCUGAUAUGGCAUAUUGUUUAGUCAUAUAGUCCACAGAUAUUCCAUAGCAUGAGAAGUGUUUUCAUUGGCCAAGGUCCAAGGCCCCAUGCCCGUAUUUCCAGCUAUGUAAACGUGUUUUCCCAGGAUUACCCAGAAUCUCCACUGUGGGUGAUCUGUCACCUGAUUAGGCUGCACGAACCUCAUGUCAUUCUUGGUCUCUGCUCGCAUUCAACCGCACUGCACUUAAUAUUGUUGUAGAACAUGGUCGGCAGCUGUUAAUUUCCCCUGUUCCCUCCCGUAACCUGGGAGACCUGCAGGCCCCCAUCAGCAGUCAGUGCAGGUGUUUUCCAUUGUUGUCCUUAGGCCUGUUAUGGAGCACAGCCUGCUUGAACACCGCCUUUUCAGCUCUCUGGACACUGCCCUCUGUGCAUUUUCUCAUAGGGGGGUUUCAACUGUUUCUUUUCCUUUUAUUUCUCACUGAAAGAGAAUAAAUAGACCUGUAGUAGAUUCACAUGAUUAGCAUUGAUCCUGUUAUUCAGCAUGCAGCAGCAGUGGUUCGAUCUCAUGUAACAGUGUGAUAUUUUAUGAAUUUAUGAGGUGUGCUGCUUGAUUCUUUAUAUUGUUUACAUGUGGGUGAAAUUAAUUAGAAAAAUGUUUUAACUGAAGAUAUUUUAAGAAGAAUAUGCAGUGUAAUCCAGUGUAAUAGCUUUUGUUUAAACUUAAAUUAGACUGCAGAUUGUAGAAAACAUUAUCUUUCACAAAACAAUAACACCAAAAAGGACCUAUUAAAAUAUGUUUAGGUAGGCUUUCAUGUUCAGUGAUGAAGGUGUUUCAAGAACUCAAUACAAGGAAAUGUUAUUGAAUGCAUCAGAAGGAAGCUCAUUAAAAUGGGAAAUUGUAAUCCUUAUAUUCCUAGCUGUGUUUAUAAAAUAUGAACAGUGCUGGAGCCUCUCACUCCUAUAUACUUCACUGAGCUAUUUACAUAGUUUACUCAUUUUCAAUGGAUAAUAUUGCUGCCUUCUUUACUGUAUUAUCGGAUACUGAAUCAGCUGUUGACGAAACAUAUCCUUGUCCUCAAUGAGUCUUCUGAAACAUACUUCCUGGAGGGUUGAUGUGUCUGCGGCUUUCUAUGAUUUCCUUUAAAUGAGCUGCCAGUGAAUCCCUUGGGAACAUGGUGUGGACUCUUUAGCCCAUAAAAGACUUAAAUGAAUCACUGGUGCUGAAAAACACUGAAAACCAGCAGACACUAUGGCCCUUUGGGGCUGGAUUCUGACACCUGUAUUAUAAAAUAUUGCAGUCAGUAGCCAUCUGUUUUACAGUGCCAAUAGCAUGCCAAAUUGCUUAACACCAAGUGAUUCAUGGUCUGGAAUUAGCUCCCAUUUUUUUAAAUUGCACUCCUACAAAAGAACAACCUCUUAAGGAAAUCGCUGGCAAAUUACAUUUUAGCAGAAAUACUAUAAACUAUUAUAGACUGGUCAUACAUUGAUGAUACUGAAAUUUGCAUUCACAGGAGACAGAUGGCUAUCUUGUUAUAAUUCUUGGGAUUUUCUGCAAUUAAAAAAAUGAAACUUGCAUAUUUCUUCAUCAGCAGUAGUUUCUCUUUUCAAAGGUGCGGGACCAGGUGCGAUCAAAGAUGGAGAGAGACAUACUGGCAGAAGUCAACCAUCCCUUUAUUGUGAAACUGCAUUACGCCUUCCAGACAGAAGGGAAGCUAUAUCUCAUUCUAGACUUUCUAAGAGGGGGGGACCUCUUCACUCGACUCUCCAAAGAGGCUAAGGUGAUGUUUACAGAGGAGGAUGUGAAGUUCUACUUGGCUGAGCUGGCCCUGGCUUUAGAUCACCUCCACAGCCUGGGCAUUAUCUACAGAGACCUCAAACCGGAGAACAUCCUUCUGGAUGAAGAGGGCCAUAUUAAGGUCACAGAUUUUGGCCUGAGCAAAGAGGCAAUCGAUCACGACAAGAGAGCGUACUCCUUCUGUGGUACGAUUGAGUACAUGGCCCCUGAGGUGGUCAACCGAAGAGGACACACGCAGAGUGCAGACUGGUGGUCCUUUGGUGUGUUAAUGUUUGAAAUGCUGACGGGAUCGUUGCCCUUUCAAGGCAAAGACCGCAAGGAGACCAUGGCUCUCAUUCUUAAGGCAAAGCUGGGUAUGCCUCAGUUUUUAAGCCCAGAAGUGCAAAGUUUGUUGCGGGCCCUUUUUAAGAGAAAUCCUGCUAAUAGACUGGGUGCCGGGCCAGAUGGAGUUGAGGAGAUCAAACGGCAUCAUUUUUUCAGCACGAUAGACUGGAAUAAACUGUUCAGGAGAGAAAUCAAGCCACCCUUUAAACCUGCUGUGGGGCGACCUGAAGAUACCUUCCACUUUGACCCUGAAUUUACCUCACGAACACCAACAGAUUCCCCCGGCGUCGCCCCCAGCUCCAACGCCCACCAGCUCUUCCGCGGGUUCAGCUUCGUGGCCACAAACCUGGAUGAGGAGCUCACCCAGACUGACCAGAACACUGUCAACCCUAUCGUACAGCAACUACAUGGAAAUAACAUCCAUUUCACGGAUGGAUAUGAAAUGAAGGAGGAUGUUGGCAUUGGAGCAUAUUCUAUCUGUAAGCGUUGCAUUCACAAAAUAACCAGCGUGGAGUACGCAGUCAAAAUCAUAGACAGAGCACGGAGGGAUCCGUCAGAAGAGAUUGAGAUCCUGCUGAGAUACGGACAGCAUCCCAACAUCAUAACUCUAAAGGAUGUGUAUGACGAUGGAAAGUACGUGUACCUGGUAAUGGAGCUAAUGAGGGGCGGGGAGCUUCUGGACAGGAUCCUGCGGCAGAAGUGCUUCUCAGAGCGGGAGGCCAGCGCUGUUCUCUGCACCAUCACCAAAACUGUGGAGUAUCUGCACUCACAGGGGGUAGUCCAUCGAGACCUGAAGCCAAGCAACAUCCUCUAUGUGGAUGAAACUGGAGACCCGGAGUCCAUCCGUAUUUGUGAUUUUGGUUUCGCUAAGCAGCUGCGGGCUGAGAACGGCCUGCUCAUGACGCCUUGCUACACAGCAAACUUUGUGGCCCCAGAGGUCCUUAAGAGGCAGGGAUAUGAUGCAGCCUGUGACAUCUGGAGUUUGGGGAUCUUGUUGUACACGAUGCUUGCUGGGUUCACCCCAUUUGCUAACGGUCCUGACGACACUCCAGAGGAAAUUCUGGCACGUAUCGGCAGCGGGAAGUACGCACUUUCAGGGGGGAACUGGGACACUGUGUCCGAUGCAGCAAAGGACGUAGUGUCUAAAAUGCUCCAUGUUGACCCCCACCAGCGUCUAACAGCUCCCCAGGUCCUAAGGCACCCCUGGAUUGUGAACAGAGAACAACUUUCACAGAGCCAGCUCAUCAGACAGGAUGUACAGCUGGUGAAGGGAGCGAUGGCUGCUACGUACUUUGCUCUGAAUCGAUCCCCUCAGGCCCCAAAGUUAGAACCCGUGCUUUCCUCUGGCCUGGCCCAGAGACGAGGGAUGAAGAGGCUCACGUCCACACGCUUGUAGCAUAUGCUCAGUACCCAAUGACCAACCAAGUGCCCUCACAUCUUCUAUAGGUAUUGGCUUGAGUUUGACCACAUGACUAACACCCAUUGGCAACAGCGACCACAGCUGUUGCGCAGAAUGCAGUGGAAUAUUGGUAUGCAUAACAGACAUGCGCAAUUACGGGGACCCAGCCACAUUCCAUGCGAUGACCUUUUUGUCAGGUACUGCACCCAAGACAUCAUCCUGACUCUUUUCUCUAUCUGCAGAGAUACGACUUGAUGAAACAUGAUAAGCAAAAGAUCUCCACAGUAGUCUCCUUAGAAGAAAAAGCACAACCUCAGUUUAACCUUAAAUUACAAACCAUGAAGAGCCAACAUUAAUUCAAAGGGUUCUUCCAAUCCAGUGAAGAGGAAACCUAGCUUUUGCCAUCUAAACUUUUUAGGCCUUGUAUUUUUAUACCAGCUACUAAUAAUUUUUAAAGUGCCGUCUGCAUACAUUAUAAUGUCCUAAGCUUUGUUACAUGCACUGUUCUCUCUUGGACCCACAUGAUGGAGUUCAAUUUAAAUCAGAAUUAUGUGUGGCUCUAACCAGGGAGCGUGAGGAUAAACAGAAAAGAUAUUGAUGAAAUACUGAUGAUUUAUACAGGCUGUAGCAUACAGGGUUUACUGAAUACCUGUGUAUAAUGUUGAAUAUUGUAUAUGUGUCCUUUUCAUAUGUUCCUCUGUCCUACUGCAUUUUAUAUGUAGGAACCACCAAGCCUACAUGUUAGAAGCCUUUAAUUAGAACAAUAAGUACUUAAUUGUGUUUUCCCUUCUAAAAAUAUAUGCAUGUUAUGAAAUGUUUUCACAGUCAGUCUUACCAAUAUUGCACUUGUGACACAACCUCAGCAUCUGCCAAACUUUGCAGAUAGUGUGAAACAGUUUAUGUCUUUAAUAACAUUUUUUUGCUCAUACUAAUAGUUCUGUCAUAGUCACUCGUCCAGGCAAGCUAGCAAUGACUAAAGAGUCCAGAAGUGAUCCUUUGAACUUCCUGUUACAUCAGGUUGCUCAGCCACAUUUUGAUAGAUUUGGCAUUGGUAAUGGGUUCUAGUAUGAGCAAAGCAAGGAGCAAUGUCAGACCCACUUGGUUCUUAGCUAUGCUUAUUGGACAGGGAUCUGGCUUCCAAGCACAGAUAAUAACAGGUAUUUAGUGAUUGCACUGUGAGUUUAGUAAAUUAAUUUAAAAAGUUAGUUUUCAUUACACUUAUGUAUUUUUCUGAUAUAGAAAUUCUAGGCAAUGUACAGUAGUUCUCCUUUUAUGUGGGGAAGCUAUGCUAAAAUGUGUUGUAAUCUAUAUGUACUGUACAGUAUGUCAGUUGUAAUGGUACUCUCGCGGGAAUCAAAAUGACACUUAUCUUCGGGAUAAACACAGAAACGUAGACAUACAGCAGCCACACUUUGCGUGUAUAUUGGUGUACAUAGUUGUCAACACUUAAUGUGUCACUAUACUUCAUUGUCAAACCAAAUGUAUUUAAAUUGAAAAUGCAUCUUGAAAUAUGCACAGAGUAUUCAUAAAUUAUGAAUAAAUAUGUCCACACUGAACGUGACGGCUACAAGAUGAUAUGUAUUCAGCUGCAUUAAACUGUGUAACAGUUAAGAC